Lates calcarifer (barramundi perch) is the source of this 8015-nucleotide messenger RNA. RefSeq names its product membrane-associated guanylate kinase, WW and PDZ domain-containing protein 2. Gene Ontology annotation, biological process: signal transduction; receptor clustering. The transcript has 23 exons. The record is from RefSeq and is a predicted model, not a curated record. Gene Ontology annotation, cellular component: cytoplasm; dendrite. Lineage: Eukaryota; Metazoa; Chordata; Actinopteri; Centropomidae. Gene Ontology annotation, molecular function: beta-1 adrenergic receptor binding; type II activin receptor binding; SMAD binding.
CAAAUAAAAACUGAUUUAUUUACUUAUUUAUUUCUACUCUCUACAUGAGUGUAGAUGGGUCCUAAAGAUUAGAAAAUAAUGCAGGUGUUGCCUUAAGGGCUCCUAUAUCAUUUCACUUUAUAAUGUGGAUAAGUGGGCCAUGCAGUAUUAACAAACAAACAAAUCAGAUGCCAUAAACUGAGGGCCACAUGGUGAAAAAGUCAGCUAUAAAUUUGUUUGAUUCUGUUUCAAAAGGCUCAAACAUGGUUGCAGGUAUAUAGGUUGAGGUUUAUGUAUAAUGUAGAGUAAACUGCUGUUCCUCCUACAUGUCACCGCCUGUGUGUGAUCACAGUCAGCCUGAGGAAGCGCCCCUGGCAGUGUAGUUGGGAGUGAAGCGCCUCCUGUGUCAUUUCCCCUCCUCUCCAUCCUUUAACGCCGAACCAGAACCAUUCAUCUCUCCCCUCCUUCAGGCUUCACAUCCGGGUCAUCCGCCAGUAUCUGUCUCUUGCGUCUGUGUGUCUGACAGAGUAAUAAUUAUUUCGCCCGCCGCCGCCGCCGUGCUGUACUGCAGCCCUCUGUCCGACUGCGCGGCUCGCCGAGCGGACACUGCGCCUGGCGUGCACCGGUGAUGAUGGAGCCACGGGCGCCGUGAAGCUGCAGCCGGUCGCACAAAGGCAGGGAUGAGACGGUAGGGAGGCUUUUUGUAUGGGCUAGCCCGCGGAGAUUAACUCGCCCUAACGAUGUCUAAGAGCCUGAAGAAGAAAAACCACUGGACCAACAAAGUCCACGAAGCCGUGAUAACCCGGGGGAAGGAAGGGGAACUGGGGUUCGAGCUGAAGGGGGGCGCGGAGAACGGCCAGUUCCCCCACUUCGGCGAGGUAAAGCAGGGGAAGGGACUGAUCCAGAGCGGCAAACUAGCCCAGGAUGAGCUGCUGCUUGAGGUCAACGACAUGCCAGUGGCCGGGCUCACCACCCGGGACGUGCUGGCCGUGAUUAAACACUGCAAAGACCCGGUCCGCUUCAAAUGUGUCAAGCAAGGGGGAGUGGUUGACAAGGAUUUGCGGCACUACCUGAACCUGCGUUUCUCCAAGGGCUCAGUGGACCACGACCACCAGCAGAUCAUCAGAGACAACCUCUACCUCCGCACUGUUCCCUGUACCACCAGGCAGCCUAAGGAGGGGGAGGUGCCGGGGGUGGACUACAACUUUGUGAGCGUGGAACGUUUUAUGGAACUGGAGCAAAGUGGAGCCUUGCUAGAGAGUGGAACCUAUGAAGAUAACUUUUACGGCACACCGAAACCUCCAGCGGAGCCCUCCCCUGCAGCCCCUCCUCUGAAUGUGAGUGAGGCCCUGCUGCCUGGAGCCCGGCCCAGCGCCCAGGGCAAGAGGAAGAGGAACCAGUCAGUCAGCAACAUGGAGCAGCGCGCCAGCCUGGAGCCACCCGAGGAGGAGGAAGAGGAGAGUCCGGUCGUCAACGGCAAUGGGGUGGCCAUCACACCAGAGUCCAGUGAACAUGAGGACAAGAGCACAGAUGCCUCUGGGGAGGUUGCUGUUGAAGUGUCCAGCCAGGCCCCAGCCUCCACUGAGCCCCCAACUGAAGGAGAGGAGGCCCCAAAAUCUCCCUCUAAAUCCCCCGCUAAAGUCCCAGACGUAGAUGAGGAAGAGCUUGGUCCUCUGCCUGACAACUGGGAGAUGGCCUAUACUGAGAAGGGGGAGGUCUACUUCAUAGAUCACAACACCAAAACUACAUCAUGGUUGGAUCCUCGGCUCGCAAAGAAAGCGAAGCCGCCAGAGGAAUGCAGGGAAGAUGAGCUGCCCUAUGGCUGGGAGAAGAUAGAUGACCCCAUCUACGGCAGCUACUAUGUAGAUCACAUCAAUCGAAGGACUCAGUUUGAGAACCCGGUCCUGGAAGCCAAGAGACGCCUGGAGCAGCAGCGGCAGAUGCAGAGCCAGGGACUGUCUGCACUGCCACUGCCCACUAUAUACAGAGAGAAGCCAUUGUUUACGAGGGACCCGACCCAGCUGAAGGGCACCUUCCUGUCUACAGCCCUGCAAAAGAGCAACAUGGGAUUUGGCUUCACGAUCAUAGGAGGCGACGAGCCAGAUGAAUUCCUGCAAGUGAAAAGUGUAAUACCAGAUGGACCGGCCGCUCAGGAUGGAAAGAUGGACACAGGUGACGUCAUCGUCUACAUUAAUGACAUCUGUGUGCUUGGCACCACACAUGCCGAUGUCGUCAAGCUGUUUCAGUCUGUGCCGAUCGGUCAGAGCGUGACCCUCGUGCUCUGUCGAGGAUAUCCUCUGCCUUUUGACCCCGAGGACCCCAGCGGUGCAGCCAGCACCUCCCUGACACCUAUCGGCCUGGAGCAUCGCCCCCUGGUGGUGAACGGCCGCGGCAGCUAUGACCCGUACCUGGAGUACCUGUCCUUGAGCUCACAGCUGCCUCCUCAGGCUCUGGCCCAGGCCGGGGCGCCUCACCCUGGGGACACGCAUCUAGACGGCUCAUCCCUGCCACCCACCACACCCGGCUCAGCCUCGGCGCUCACACCUCACGACGACAACGUGUCAAUGGCCUCCUCGGGGACUGCAGGGGUUGCCGGGGCAACAGCACAAGGGGCAGAGCUGCUGACAGUUACCAUGGUGAAAGGGGCGGAGGGAUUUGGGUUCACUAUCGCCGAUAGUCCCACCGGUCAGCGGAGUUAAACAGUGGUGCUGGAGCCGGGCUCGCAGGGAGCAUCGGGGUUGAUAGAGGGAGACCUGAUCCUGGAGGUGAACCAGCAGCCAGUGGCUGCAGCUGGACAUGGACGGGUGGUGGAGAUGCUUAAAGAGUGUCCUGUGGGAGCAGAGGCAACACUCCUCAUACAGAGAGCAGCAGGCCACAUCUCUCCGUGGAAGGCCUCCAAACAGUUGACUGACCAGUGGGACCCGCAUGGCAGCCCCCAGGCAAACUUGUCCGGCCCAGUCUUGCCGCCUGGCACACCCUUCCCAAACCAGCCACAGCACCGCACUUCUGUGCCUGACUCAACUGAGGGCUUCGACCUUAACAAGCCCGACCCUUACGACCUUUAUGAGAAGUCGAGGGCUAUCUACGAAAGUCGACGUCCAGAGUACGAAGAGGUGGAGGUGCACCUGCUGAGGGAAAAGACCGGGUUCGGCUUUCGCAUCCUAGGGGGAGACGAGGCCGUGCAGGCUGUGAGUCCGGACGCCCGUGACAAGAUUGUUAUUGGCGCUAUAAUAGAGAACACUCCCGCUGAGCGUGAUGGGCGCCUUCGACCCGGGGAUGAGCUCAUUUCUGUGGAUAAAAAUGUGGUUGCUGGGAAACCGCACAAAUACGUAAUAGACUUGAUGCAUGCAGCCGCUCGCAACGGUCAAGUCAGCUUGACUGUGAGAAGGAGAGUGCAAAUGCCAGGUGAAGGGUGUCCUGUGAACGGGCGCAGCCCCGGCUCGGUGUCGACACAACACAGCUCACCACGCAGCGAUGCAGCCUCAGCUUCGGGACCUCCGGCGGUCACUGUCCCCGCUGCCACCUCUCCUGCAGAGGGAUCCGCCCUGCAAACCAGUGAUGUGGUUAUUCACCGCAAGGAGAAUGAGGGCUUCGGCUUCGUCAUCAUCAGCUCCCUGAACAGGCCGGAGAACGCCACCGUCAUCACUGUGCCCCAUAAAAUAGGACGCAUCAUCGAGGGCAGCCCUGCAGACCGAUGUGGAAAGCUGAAGGUGGGCGACCGGAUCCUGGCUGUGAACGGACAGUCCAUCAUCAGCAUGCCACACGCAGACAUUGUCAAGCUCAUUAAAGAUGCUGGGCUAACAGUCACACUGCACAUCAUACCAGAGGAGGGUUCCCAUUCUGGGCCCAGCUCAGAGAAGCAGAGCCCCAUGACCCAGAAACACAGCCCACAGACCCAGCCCAGCCCUGUAGCCCAGCCAAGCCAAGGAGGCGUCCACCCUGGCCAAACGGCUCCUCAGCCAGGCCAGACGGCCACUCAGCCGGGUCAAGCACCUGUCCAGACACCAGCUCAGACAAGCCAAACAGUCACUGGCCCUCCUGCACCAGCAGCCUCCCAGCCUGCACCAGCUGGAACCCAGCAGAGCCCGGUCACCCAGCCCUCUGGCCCCCCUCCACAGCUCUACCUCCAUGACGGCAGGUCAGAGGUAAAAGCCAGACAGGACGUCAAACCUGACUUCCGCCAUCCUCCGUUCACUGAUUACAGGCAACCUCCAGUAGACUACCGUCACCCACCAGUUACUGAUUAUCGACAGCCUCCGACGCUGGACUACCGACACCCACCUGGUCUGCUGGACUUCAGACAGCAUCCUGCAGCUGCACAGUUUCCCCUCGGCAUCCCUGCUGACUUCAGACCACAGGACUUUGAUUACUUCACAGUGGAGCUGGAGAAAAGUGCGAAAGGUUUCGGCUUCAGUAUCCGCGGAGGCAGAGAGUACAAGAUGGACCUAUUUGUGUUGCGCCUUGCUGAGGAUGGCCCUGCCAUACGUAAUGGAAGGAUGAGGGUAGGGGAUCAGAUCAUAGAGAUUAACGGGGAUAGCACUCGGGACAUGACUCACGCCCGCGCCAUUGAACUCAUCAAGGCGGGAGGCAGGCGGGUCAGGCUGCUGCUAAAGAGAGGCACAGGACAGGUGCCAGAAUAUGACUGUGCCGGCCCCUGGGAUUCCCUUUCUACAGCCCACUCUGCCCUGCAGGAAGUGACCCUCGAACCCCACCCGAAUCCAUUGCUCUCAUCCCAUCCAGCCUCAGCCCCAGACUCCCCUCAUCAGCUCCCUCUAGAGGCCACAGUGUGCAUGGCAGACAAAGCUCCACAGCUGACAGACCACAGCUCCAUUAGAGGGGCUACAGGUGGCAGGUCCACCCAGCAGAAGUGCAUCAUCAGGGGACAGGGAACCCCUCAGGGGUCUGGAGAGGUGGACUGUGGACCAGGCGACAGACAGCCUCGGGCUUUGCCUCCUAAAGCUAUCCUGGGGAGGUCAGUUGAAAGACGAGAGAGGCAGAGGGAGGCUUGCUCCCCCUGCUGUGAGAGAAAGGGCCUGCACACACAGGCGAUGAGCACUGUCUGGCCCUGGGACACAUAUGUCAGUGUGAAUUCAAAUGGAGCCUCUCUGGCCAGUGGAGAUGGACAUGUAAGCCUCCAGGAGAGGCUGGUGUCCAGAGGUCUGUUCCCCAGAGAAGACGAAAGGGCCAGCGGCCACAGUGGGCUCUGCUGCCCCUCUAAAACUAUGGAAGAUCCUCCUGUGAGGAGCGCAGCUGCCUCCCCUGGGCCCUGGAACGUCCCUGGUUCUGAUAAACUGCCUGGCACCCUGAGGUCCUGGACCUCCACAGUAAGCAGGUAGAAUGGAUCUAGCUGGUUUGGACUGGAUCACACUGUCUGGCUCCUUGUUCAAUUCACCAUCGGAUGUCUGAGAAAAACAGUUAAUCUCCCUCGCUAUUUCUGUCCUGUUUUCUUCUCCAUCUACUUCUGAAAUCAUAUUUUGUUUCAUUUGUUCUUAUGAGAUGAUUAUUACACCCACCACCUUAAAAACCAGAGGAACUUUCACAGCUAUUGUAACAUACAGUAUAAAUCCUGAUGAACACUACUCCGUACGAAGGCAUUUUGGACCUUCAGAUGCGACAGUUGAUGUUCUGAUCACAGAUGGUGCAAAGAUGUCUGACUCUGCGUGGAGCUGUGCUUGGGACGCGUCACUUUUAUCCGCUCGACCGUAUCUAACUCAGUUUGGUUCGUGCAACACAACCUCAGAUGGAACGAGGUUCCUCACAGGAGAGCGAUAUACUGUAUGUACAUCCAAGAGGUUUACUUUUGCUCCAUUUUCUGUGUCAGAAGAAUGAGACUACAAAUCUGUCAGAUGGAGAAAGUGACAGUGAAACUCCUGGAGGACAUGGCACUGACCGAAGUGACAGCCUGGUUAACCCGACAUAUGUUAAGAUCUCACACGCCUACCAAUAUAUCAUAUACUGUUAAUGUAAAGAUGUGAAAAAUAUGUACAUUUGGUAAACUCAAAAACAUACCUGUUGGUGUUUUUUGAGGCCGUGUUGUAGUUAGAACCAUUGUAAAGAAAAGAGAAAAAACACCAGGACAGUAUUUUAGGAUCACUAUUUCCAUGGCCUCGUCUAUGACUACAUAUCAAAGACUGUGCAAGUCACCAAACCCAGACUGCUGAGGGAGGCAGUGGUCGUGUGCAUGGAUUUAAACCACCAUGUCAUUACACAGGGACUAACAUGUCUUUUAGAGGUAGAAUAUAGAGAGGAUAACCUCUGUGGAGCUGACCAGUUGGUACUCAUGUGAGACAAAGACGAUCUUUUUUUCCAUCAAAUUGAACUUUUUGGGUGACUGACAACAGUUGGCUUAGUAAGAACUCAUAAUACUGUUCUGAGUUAUGUACACGAGAUCAUGAGUCAACCAUGCAGUCAUUGUGCAGAAUUAUAAGCUGUGCUGUAUUCAUUUGAUGCUCAACAGAAAAAUUUUGUCCAGUCUAUAUUUCCCAUUUCUAUGCCUUUUACUGUGCUAAGUGUACCACAUCACUGUGGGAGAGGGGCAUCGGUGUGGGGAAGAGGAGGCCGAUGGUUAUGAGGUGGGGCGGAGUGCCUUACUCAAACUAAUGCAGACCUGUUGCCGUUGUGAUUUGUUUUGGGAAGUGAAUGCAAAACAGAUGUUAGUGACCAUGCACACAUAUCAGCAAACUGUUGAGUUGUGGAGCCUGUUUUCUUUGGACUUAACACCAAGCAGUAUAAACAGUUAUCUUGAUGCACUCUCAGCUAUAUAGCUUAUCAAUGUCAAUGAUUGCCCUUGUCCCCUAGUGUUGAAGAGGGGAUAAAAUGUAGCCUGUAGCAUUACAUCCUCUUCUCAGAGAGUCAUCCAGGAGAGUCGGGGUGUGAACGUUUAUCUAGACAGGGUUAUUAUCUAAGUGGACCAUGGUUUCUGUUGUGUCAGAUGAGUGUUACUUCAGCUUUAUUUGUCUGAUCCACAUGUUUGCAGGCAGUGACAGUACUCUGAAUCUGCAUCCAGUAUUUUAGAUGACCUGUGAAACAAAUGCAUUGAAACAUCUGUUCAAUCACAAAGUAUCAUCACUGGCAGAGUUGAGGCAUGCUACUAUUAUACUGAGACACCACAGAAGAAUUCACUAUCCUCCUGCAUUUUUCCAUUUUGAUAUCAUCCAUUACUCUGAACAAGAUGUGUGCUCUCAUUAAAAAUUAAUCACCAGAGCUUUUCGAGUGCUAGAGGAAACACAAGUUUAAAAAAAAUCACAAUGCAUUGUGACAAUGUGACUGAAUAAAUGCAGCAUGAUGGCAGAUCCAAGCUGUACUUGUAAACUGGUAUAGACCUAAACUGCUUUUAGCGAGGCAAUGCACCUGCCAACUGGGACACUAGUGAGACCUUGUGCAUAAAAGCAUCAUCAGGAUUGAACUUGACCUGCAGUGGUUUCUGGGUAAAACAGGUGGUCCAGAUGGUUCUGAGCCGACCUUCAAAAGUUGAAUUCACCUGUGGUUCAUGUGGUAAACUGGUUAACAUGUUAGCGAGGAGCAUGAGAACAUGCCGUUAGGCUGUAGAAAUGUGUUUACUGUAUGUAGGUGAAAGAUAUGUCAUCCAGCCCUCUGUCUCCAUCCAGGCCGUCCCCCUGCCUGCUGUGAGUGAUUUUGUAUACAGAAACAAAAAAACGCUUUAUUGGAACCUGUGAAGGAUGGCACGUUCAUGAAUCCCCAUUGAGAUCAAGUAUAACUGUGUAGUGUUAAUUGUGUACUAUUCACCUUGUACAGCUGUAUUCCUACAAAUAUGGUUUACUGUAUCAUUGAUACUGUAGUUUCAAAGACGUGAACAACUAUUUUUAUGAAAUGCGACAGUACUGAUAUAUUACAUUUUGCUAAAAAACAAAAAACUUGUUUACUGAGAGAUAUUCUGAAAUACUGUCAAAUAAACUCUUGACAUGGUGUAAAAUAUUUUCUAGAGAUUGUUUUACUCCUUACCACACUGAUGAGAAUACAGCUGAAACAAUUAAUCGAUUGACAGAAAAUUAAUGAGCAACAAUUUUGACAACCAA